GUGUCUGGGGCAUCAAUCCUACAAGUUGUGUUGCAGUGAAAUAACAGAAGUUAGACUACUGUAUGAAAUGAUUUAUUUACUAUAUAUUAUUGUGAAAGACUUUUUCCGGCUGAUACGGUAAACGUACCGUGUAGUUUUACCAUUUGUUUGACCAAUGACAUGUGGAGCCUUCCGUAUCCUGUGUCAUAAGCAGCUGGUUGGAGAAAAACAGACGAUUUUGGCUUGAAAUAAAGAACAAACCUCGCAACGCAAACAGACAACGCAAACAGGUACCACCACCGCCCCGCUGUGACUGAAGCACCGCCGCGUGGAGCGUCACUCCUCUAACGUUAUGUCCAACAACAAACACGUGCUUUACAUUUGUGCUUUUAUGUAAUCUGGGAUUUUUAGCAAACUAGACGCAUGUUGCACGUCGUUUCGUUCCCGAAGUGGUUACACUGAGUUUGUAACAUAAAGGUUUACAAGUGAAAUCUGAUUGUGGACCUUGUUAGCGCCUGCUACCAUGCUAGCUGUUUGUUAGCUAGCUUAAUCCAGACUGAAUCAAGGCUUGAAGCAGUAAACAAUCACCGCCACAACAACAAUGGAGUACGCUGUGAUGAAGAAGCAACACUACUGGGAUGUGGAGGAAACUGAGAUCUUUUUACAAAUCCUAAAAGAGCUGGACAUUAAAGCGUGUUUGGACGGUAGGAAAGUGAGGAACGGUGGAGUGUUUAGGAUGGCCCAGAGGAGGAUGGCAGCAGCUGGUUUUGACAGGACGGCCGAGCAGUUAAGGGUCCGCUGGAAAUUUCUGAAAAAAUGUUAUUACAAGUCCCAGCAGGGCCCCAGCAAUGAAGCCAAAAUCCAGGGUUGGUUGCGCUAUGAAAAGGCAAUGGUGUCUAUUUUGGAGUCCAAACAGUCUAUGGUCGACUCCAGUGUGAACUGUGAGGGCACUGAUGACAUGGUGGAGGACUCUGAUGGAGAUCAUGAUGGAGACUCAAUGCUGCCUCUGCCAGAGGCUUUUACACAGCCGCUUCAGGACAGUUCUACACUGAACCUGGAAUUAAUUAUUAAAAUGGACCCUGAAACAGACGCUCAUCUAAGGAUUGGUUUCAUUGGGGCAGGAAACAUGGCUUUUGGCAUUGCAAAGGGCAUCAUAUCAGGAAAUGUUUUGCCUGCAAACAUUAAAGUCAGCGCACCAUCUAAGAGAAACUUUGGCCGGUUUCAGGAAAUUGGAAUUGCCGGCACAAAUUCUAACGUUGAGCUGGUGUGCGGUUCUGAUAUUGUUUUUGUGGCAGUCAAACCUCACUUGGUUCGAGAAGUCCUUAAUGGGAUCUCGCCAUAUAUCACAGACAGACAUAUUGUUGUGUCUGUAGCGGCCGGAGUAACACUGGAAACACUGCAAGAGCUUUUGCCUGAAAACACAUCCGUCAUUCGUCUGAUGCCAAACCUCCCAUGCAUUGUACAGGAAGGGGCUUUACUCUUCACUCGAGGGUCUUGUGCUAAACCAGCUGAUGGAGCACUUCUUCGCUCCCUGUUGCAGCAUUGUGGUUUGGUGGAGGAGGGACCAGAGGCAUGGCUUGACAUCCACACAGGACUCAGUGGGAGCGGAGUUGCCUUUGUUUAUCUGUUUGCUGAAGCUCUAGCUGAAGGAGCCAUUAAAAUGGGAAUGCCAAGUUCUCUGGCCCACACAAUCGCCUCUCAGACAGUUCUGGGUGCAGGGCGAGUGUUGCGGGACUCAGGAAAGCAUCCGGCGCAGUUGCGUUCCGAGGUCUGCACACCCGGAGGAACAACCAUUUAUGGGCUGCACACGCUGGAGCAGGGUGGUGUAAGAGCAUCAACAAUGAGUGCGGUGGAGUCUGCGACUGAAAGAGCCCGGCAGCUGGGCCAGAAGUCCACAACCAGGAAGUGAUUGUUGUUUUCAUUACAGCCUAACCACAUGGACAACUAUCAUUAUUUCAUAUUUAUCAUCAACCCUACAUGCUGUGUAUUGUAGGUUGUUUUAAGACUUGUAUUAUAGGUCAAAAGUUGUAUUAUGUUCUUGAAAAUGCAGCUCUUUGACAAUUGCCUUACAAUUCAAAAUAUUGCCUUGCUAGACUUUGGGAAAGUAGUGAUUCUGCAAGUUACUCGAAUAUGUGAAGGUGACACCUGUGAUGUUGAGAUGCAUUCCAUUUCAUGCAUAUGUCUUAAUACAAACCAAGUCAGGAAUUGUUUAUGAAUUAAGCUCUUUCUUAUUUACAUUUAUUUAAAGAUGCACUGUGUAACUUUCUGGUGCAGGGUACAUCUACUUGUUUCCUUGGAGAUUGCCUGGACUGCUGGGGAAUUCUCAUAAGCUGUAUAAUAGAUUUAUAUAUACAGUCUAUGGGAAUUCUCCAGAUAAUGGCAUUAAACUCAUCUGUCUCCUAUUUCCAUGCAAGUUUCCAUACAUAUGUUCAUACAGUGAAGGUUAUAUCUGGGUUGGUCACUUAUUUGCAUUGGUGGAAUAUUUUAAGUAUCUCUACUUAAGUAAAUUUUAAUAUGGAUACUUUUUACUUUUACUUCACUUCAUUUGAGAGCAGGAAUUUGUACUUUCUACUCCACCACAUUUUUGAAAAGGACUGAAAAGUAAAAGUAUUUAUUGUUUGAGUCCUGCUGAAAAGGCUGAGUUUAUUUUUAACAUGUUCAUAAUUUGAGUAAACAAAAAUAUACAAAUGAGCAAUUCAAUUGCUUCUGUUAAACAAAAUUCAGCAUACAUUUUUAUCAAAAUCAAUACAUUUGAAGCCUUGUAAGACUUUUAAAAUACUUUUACUUUUUACUUGGUAAAUACAUUUUAAACAUGUAUUUUAAUACUUUUACUUAAGUUGAUUUUUUUCAUGUGAUAUUUAUACUUGAAUUUAUUUUUUUUUCUUCCAGUAUCUAUACUUUUAAUUCACUACAUUUGAGAGCAGGUAUCUGUACUUCCUAUUCCACUACAUUUUUGAACAGGACUGAAGAGUAAAAGUAUUUAUUGUUUGAGACCUGCUGAAAAGGCUGAGUUUAUUUUUAUCGCGUUCAUAAUUUAAUCAAACAAAAAAACUAACAAUAGAUUCAGUUGUUUCUAUUGAACAAAAUUCAGCACAAAUUUGUACCAAAAAUAAAACCAUUUGAAGCGUUAUUAAAUCUAAAAAUUGUAGCGAAAUACUUUUACUUUUUCUCUUUAAGUACAUUUUCAAACAGGUACUUUAAUACUUUUACUUAAAUAGAUUUUUUUUUUCAUGCGAUGCUUUUACUUUUUCUUUCAAGUAUCUGUACUUUUACUUGAGAAACUAAACUGAGAACUUCUUCCACCACUGGGAAAAAAAGAUAAUCCAAAUGAGCAGCUUCAUACUUGACAGCAUUGAUGUCUUAGAUUUUAAAUAAAACAUCACA
Periophthalmus magnuspinnatus is the source of this 3363-nucleotide messenger RNA. It is a transcript of the gene pycr3, whose product is annotated as pyrroline-5-carboxylate reductase 3. The coding region runs from base 581 to 1888 and encodes 435 amino acids. Gene Ontology annotation, biological process: L-proline biosynthetic process. The record is from RefSeq and is a predicted model, not a curated record. Gene Ontology annotation, molecular function: pyrroline-5-carboxylate reductase activity. The transcript is spliced from 7 exons. NCBI's taxonomy places the organism in Eukaryota, Metazoa, Chordata, Actinopteri, Gobiiformes, Gobiidae.